AGUGCUGCAUUAAACAUCAAGAGGAGGGAGAAACAUCAAGAAACUAAUAAGAUAUUUAGAAUUCAAACAGAAGAUCGGAAUAACCUGGAUGAAGAGCUUUGACAGCCACCGAUGAGAGAAUGUCCUCCAAAGAUUCCAACAACUCUAACAUCAGACGAGAACACACCACGGUCUUGCCGGGCCGAACACACCGUGGCCGGUCAGCGAGACCGGAGCGUCCGCCGGCUACAGCGGAGGGUCUCUGGGCCGGUGAAGGAUUCACGGAUCUCUGCUUCCGACUCGGCCAACUCGGGGAGGGAAGCAACUUCGCCAAUGAAGAUCAGUCACCGAGAGGAACCAGACAUCGAGGCGGAGGUUGUCAUUCAAAAAGGAUCAGCAAGAGGAAGCGAGUUGGCGCGCAGACAUCAUCACCGGUCUUGCUCACGCGUGACGGGGGCACACCGACCACUCGGCUGCAGCCACCGUUCGGCCGCUACCUGUUCCGGGAGAAGUCACCGCCCGUUCGCAAACCUAGCAAAAACCUCGAGGAAGUCAUCACACCUUUAAAGAGAUUUCGCCGAGCCGCAAGAUUGCUCCAAAUUUUGCAGCGAGUAUCGAGGAGCAUAAUAAGACUCAGUCGUGAUACUCACCGACCGGAGCUGAGUUCCUUAGGCGGGCUUCAGGAUGACCUGGACGGGGCUGGAGCUCUUAAAAACUCGGGCCUGGUCUUUGAUCCGGCUGUCUUCAAGGUCAAAAAAGAGGGCCAGCUAAGCACAGAAGUCAAGCGAAUUCUCACUAAGUACCCAAGCGAGCGCACCGCUGAAGAGGUGCAUUUGGCAUUGGUUGCUCUGAAGAAUGCCGUGCAGGCCUUCGGUGAGUUCCCGAUUAAGAUGCAGGAGUCUCUCGCAAUGGUUGGUUGGUACGAGAGUUUCGACGCCAAGCGUAUCAUCAUCCGUCAGGGUCACAAGGCAGAGAGUUUCUACCUGAUGCUAUCUGGCACCUCAGUGGUCACUAUCUCGUCACCUGACCCAGUGACGUCAGAGCCUAAUGUCCGGACAGUGGCGUUUUUGAAACGCGGGAACAGCUUUGGGGAAUUGGCACUUAUGCAUCACUCUACCAGACAAGCAACAGUGUUCUGCAAAGAUACGGUUGAGCUUCUCUCAAUAGGCAGAGAGGAUUUCACGGAGAUCUUCAUGCAUCGUAGCGAAGGCGUGGAACCAGACUUCAUCCGUUAUCUCAGGACUAUAGAGGAAUUGAAGGGAUGGCCAGUACACAGACUACCUCACGAUAAACCCAGCGUGUGCUUGUUUACCUACUUCCGGCGCGGCGUGGUGAUAUGUAAAGAUAGUAACAAGUCUGACUGGAUCUAUGUUGUGAAAACGGGUACAUGCCGUGUGCUCAAGAAACUGAAGGCGCCCAAACGAUUGUUCAAAGCUCGGGCCGAUCUCAUGAAUAUGUUUGAAUUAACUACUCCGGAUAAACAACAUAGCGCUAAAGAAAGAUACGCCGGAUCCCGUAAGGAGUCUAGCCAGUCCACCAAGCACACCAGACUACCAAACAUUAGACAACACGCACAGACAACGAGUCCGGCUGUGUUUUCGACGCCACUGGCACAGGAAGUUUCAACAACUUACACAAACGAAGUGCAAGUACAUCUCAGUCUAAUUGAAGACAAGAUAGAUCAGUUGCACUUGGAGCCCCAGGAGUGUGCGUCCCCGUCUGGAGAGAAGGCUAUCUUUAUCCAGGUUCAGAAACUCACGGAGCGAGACACCUUUGGUUUAAAUCCGCUCGUGUUCGGCGAGACGGAGGGCGCCCCCAGCGUCACGCUGGUAUCUGAAGGAGCCGAGUGCGUUCUGGUAUCCAAGAGAUUCUUUCUGCAUCACCUCAGUGAAGAUCACAAGAAAUCACUCAGACGAACGUUGAGGCCGUACCCAUCGGAGGCGAGGCUUCAGCAGAAGUUGCAGGAACAGACAGACUGGGACGAGUUCAAAUGCCACACCAUGCAGAGACUGAUUGAUAAAUACGGCCAGAAGAUACCACUGCCUCACUUCUCUGUGUAAGUAGAUAGCAUCAUCAGCAUCAAGGCGAUAGCAUCAGGUCAAAAGUCUACCCUUGAACACCCACCGUGAAAACCUAAUGGUCCGGAUAUGCCAGUGAGAAAAUAAAAAAUGUAUGGUGGAGAAAGUUCAGAGAGGGACGAAACAAUACUUUUUCAAGAGAAUUUGUAAACACCUACUUUCAGUAUACAAUAGUGUCAACAUCGGUGUUUGUAUGAUAUGAAGAGCAACUAGGAUUUCAUAUUAGAGUGCUGCAAAAAACUUGAGCAUUACCUUAAAAUGAGAUUUAAAACUUUGUUU
Molecule: messenger RNA, 2336 nt
Organism: Patiria miniata (bat star)
Lineage: Eukaryota; Metazoa; Echinodermata; Asteroidea; Valvatida; Asterinidae
Product: cyclic nucleotide-binding domain-containing protein 2-like
Exons: 16
Coding region: 120-2039 (639 amino acids)
Source: RefSeq, a predicted model, not a curated record